GUGUGUGUGUGUGUAUGUGUGUGAGUGCAUGUGUGUGUGUGUGUGUGUUUCUGGGAGCGGAGUGGAGUAGGAGAGCUGCCGUCUCCUUGGCUGUGCGCACCGCACCGCACCGCGCCGAUCCGGACCCGGACCCUUUUCCUCGCCCCGAUUCGGCGGAUACUCCCCACCCCCCUCCCCCCCACCACCAGCACCACCACCACCACACACCCGUCGCUCUUCAUCAUCCAGCAUCCAUCGAAUGGUCCAUAUUCCUGGAUCUCCAGUCGGGCAUGAGAGCGCAUCUUCUUCCCCACGUCUGAAUCAGCGAGAGCAAAGCGCCGGGCAGUGCCAGCGGAGGAGAGCCUCGUUUCCUCAGGACAGUGUUUGGAGCUAUGCCAGUACCAGACCAGCCUUCUGACGCAGAGAAGACAACCAUGCUGAGCCCUGUGUUGAAUGCCUCCAAUGGGGAUGGGUCAGAGACAGAGAACACCUCUGCCAUCUUGGCAUCCGUGAAGGAGCAGGAGCUCCAGUUUGAGAGGCUGACUCGGGAGCUGGAGGCGGAGCGCCAGAUUGUUGCCACCCAGCUGGAGCGAUGCAAGCUGGGAUCUGAGACAGGAAGCAUGAGCAGCAUAAGUUCAGCUGAGGAGCAGUUUCGCUGGAAUACUCAAGAUGAACAAAAAGACAUUGAAGAUGAGCUGACAACAGGCUUGGAGCUGGUGGACUCUUGUAUCCGAUCUCUGCAGGAGUCUGGGAUACUUGACCCCCAGGAAUAUUCAACAACUGAAAGACCCAGCCUCCUGUCCCAGAGUGCGCUGCAGCUCAACACCAACCCAGAGGGGUCCUUCCAGAGUUCCGCCAGCUACCAUAGCAACCAGACCCUCGGCCAGGUUGGAGGCGCAGUGCACAGCUACAACCAGGUUACGUCCAGCAGAGCAGCCCAGAUUGCCGCCAGCGAAGCCGCCCAGUCACGGGACUCCUUCGCGCCGAGCCAUGGGAGUGCCUUCCACCUGCCUGACCCCCAGCCGGUGGGGGCCUACUACUCUUGUUCCACCCUACCAGCACAGCGUGUGAGCUCCCCGCUGUCCAUGCAGACAGUGGGCUCUCCUGCUAAGCUGCAACGGCUGGCCUCCACGUCCGUGUCUGACACAUCUGGCUACGCAAACGCCCAGCGGAUCUCUUCUCCCAAGCCGUCACCUGUCCGGCUGGCCAAGUCCUACAGCACCAGCUCGCCAGUCAACACAGCAGCCUCGUCGUCAUCACCGGGGCACGCUAGUGCCUCUCCGCUGCGUGUGGCCUCGCCACCCAAUGCCACCAGUUCUUCCCCCAUCCACCAGCUGAGCUCUUCAGUGGGGAGCUACGCCACGCUGUCCCCCACCAAACGUCUGGUGCACUCCUCAGACCAAUACAAGGUCUCCCACGACUUGUAUGCCACAGCCACCUUGCAGAGGCCGGGCAGCCUGGGAGGGUCAAGGGGGUCGUACACCAGCCAACAUAGUCACGUGGGUACUGAGCUACGACCCCUGCAGUCCCCUGAGCACCACAUUGACCCCAUCUACGAGGACAGAGUCUACCAGAAGGCCCCCAUGCGGAGCUUGAGCCAAAGUCAGGGCGAUGCCCUGCCUGUGGGACCUACUGGAGCCUACCGUACCAACACAGCCCCGUCCUCCCCCGGUGUUGACUCCGUCCCCUUGCAGCGCACAGGCAGCCAGAAUGCAGCCGGCACUUACCCAAGGCCCAGCUACAACACCGGUCCAGCCGCUAACUACACGGACCCUUACCGCACACUUCAGUACUGUCCCUCGGUGGAUUCCCCUUACAGCAAGUCAGGCCCAGCACUGCCCCCCGAGGGCAAUCUGGCCAGAUCGCCCUCCAUCGACAGCAUCCAGAAGGACCCCAGGGAGUUUGGCUGGAGAGACCCAGAGCUGCCCGAGGUCAUCCAAAUGUUGCAGCACCAGUUCCCAUCGGUGCAGUCCAACGCGGCGGCCUACCUGCAGCACCUCUGCUUUGGAGACAACAAGAUCAAGUCUGAGAUCCGCCGCCUGGGGGGCAUCCAGCUGCUCGUGGACCUGCUGGACCACCGGAUGAGCGAGGUGCACCGGAGUGCUUGUGGGGCGCUGCGCAACCUGGUGUACGGCAAGGCCAAUGACGACAACAAGGUGGCCCUUAAGAACUGCGGAGGGAUCCCUGCACUGGUCCGGCUGCUGCGCAAGACCACUGACGUGGAGGUCCGGGAGCUAGUCACGGGGGUGCUAUGGAAUCUUUCCUCAUGCGAUGCCCUGAAGAUGCCCAUCAUCCAGGAUGCACUGGCUGUCCUGACCAACACAGUGAUCAUCCCACAGUCAGCCUGGGACAGCUCACCGCAGCCUGAAGACCGCAAGCUGCAAUUGCACUCCUCACAAGUGCUUCGCAACGCCACGGGUUGCCUGAGGAACGUGAGCUCGGCUGGAGAAGAGGCCCGGAGGCGGAUGCGGGAGUGCGAGGGACUUACAGACGCGCUGCUCUAUGUGAUCCAGAGUGCUCUCGGGAGCAGCGAGAUCGAUAGCAAGACCAUUGAAAACUGUGUGUGUAUCUUGAGAAACCUGUCAUACCGCCUGGCUGCGGAGACCUCUCAGGGACAGCAGAUGGGCACAGAGGAGCUGGACGGGCUGCUGUGCGGCGACGCCAAUGGCAAGGACGCCGAAAGCUCUGGCUGUUGGGGCAAGAAGAAGAAGAAAAAGAAGCCACAGGACCAGUGGGAUGGUGUGGGGCCACUCCCAGAGUCCACAGAUCCCCCCAAGGGGAUCCAAAUGCUGUGGCACCCUUCUAUUGUCAAGCCCUACCUCACUCUGCUCUCCGAGUGCUCGAACCCAGACACGCUGGAGGGCGCGGCAGGGGCGCUUCAGAACCUGGCUGCCGGUAGCUGGAAGGUAGGACCCACGUGGUCAGUGUACAUCCGCGCCGCUGUGAGGAAGGAAAAGGGCCUGCCCAUCCUGGUGGAGCUGCUGCGGAUAGACAACGACCGCGUGGUGUGUGCGGUUGCCACUGCCCUCCGGAACAUGGCGCUGGAUGUGAGGAACAAGGAGCUAAUUGGCAAGUAUGCCAUGCGCGACCUGGUCCACCGUCUGCCAGGCAACAGCAGCAGCGGCACAGCAACCACCACCUCCGCCACCACAACUGUCACAGCUACCAAGACCAUGUCAGACGACACAGUCACGGCCAUCUGCUGUGCUCUACAUGAGGUCAUCACCAAGAACAUGGAGAACGCCAAGGCCCUGCGUGAUGCUGGGGGCAUUGAGAAGCUCAUCGGCAUUGCCAGGAGCAAAGGAGACAAACACUCGCCAAAAGUGGUGAAGGCAGCCUCUCAGGUGCUCAGCAGUAUGUGGCAGUACCGGGAUCUGCGGAGCCUCUACAAGAAGGAUGGAUAUUCACAGUAUCAUUUUGUGGGCUCCUCAUCAACAAUAGAGAGAGACAGACAAAGACCCUACUCUUCCUCUCGCACCCCUUCGGUUUCCCCAGUUCGGACAUCCCCCAACAACCGAUCAGCAAGUGCCCCUGCCUCUCCUCGGGAGAUGAUUAGCCUCAAGGAAAGAAAGACUGACUACGAGUCAACCGGAACGAACGCCAGUUUCCAUGGAAACAAAGGAGAGCACACUUCCAGGAAAGACGCCAUGGCAGUUCAAAUCUCAAGCGGUACUUCAACAUUGUUCCGAAAUUCAUAUGUGACUCCUAAUGAGGACAUCAAACACAACCAGGUUCCAGUCCAGCCUGUUCCUCAAGACACCGCUCGGAAGGAGUACGAGACGUUCCCUCCGUUCCAGAACUCCACCAGGAACUUUGAGGAACCUUUCUUUGAAGAUCAGGUGCACCACCGGCCCCCACCUCCCACCACAGAUUUAAAUAUGCACCUGGGACUGAAGUCGACAGGCAACUAUGUGGACUUCUACUCCGCAGCCCGGCCCUACAGCGAACUCAACUAUGAGACCAGCCACUACCCUGCCUCACCAGAUUCCUGGGUCUAGCGGCUGGCAUCCAACCACAGCAGAGCACAGGAGUAAUUGUUGUGUGUGUGUGUGUGUGUGGGGGGGGAACAGUGCAUGUGCAUGCAUACCACAAGACAUUUUUCAGUCCAUUUUGUUUGUUAAAGCUCGUUCUGCAGAGAGGUUUCACUAAAUUGAAUGGGUUUAGAGAAGGAGCUUCGAUGGAGGAAACGGGCACCGAGAGAGCACACCGGAUAGAAAGGAGCAAAAAAAGAGAGCGUGAGCGUGAGAGACCAUGAGACAUGUACAGUAAAAAGAGUUGGAGCGAGGAGAAAAGGAGGAAUGUGGAAAGGAGAGGGCAGCAGAGAUGGGAUGGAGAGAGUGUGACAGUGUGAGAAAUAUACCGAGCGUAAGCGAGCGAGAGAGAGGUGAAAAGGAGGGAGAGAUGAAAGGUAGGAAGAGCUGUAGAAAGUGCAAAGGAGACCCAUGGAGAGAGAAAGACAGUGAGAGGUGACAAGUGGAGAGAUAAAACACAGAGAGCAAGACGAGGAAAAACAAAGGUGUCGUAGAAGUACGUAAUGAAAGAGCCCAUGAAAGACAACUCGAGGGCAUGUGCUGUAUAGAAAACAAGAACCUCGACCUUCAGCAUCCCCCAGGAGUAACGAUGCAGAAUGUGUGGAAUGCUAAGGAUAAAAAGAGACCAUGAAUGUGCGGGACGACGCAGCGACAAGUCGAGUAAGCACAAGAACACAAAAUUGUUGUUUACACGAGCGAGGGGAACGACGCCUCAAGUUUCUUUACUUUAACUUCGUUGUGAUCCAAGGCUUCAAUCUGCAUUUUAUGGAGCAUUUCCUCUGUAGUAGAGGAUGCAUUCGGCCUCUGUUUUCUUUCUUUUUUUUUUUGCAUUUUCCCGUUUUCAUUAUUUUUUAAUUCAUACUUUUUUAAUUCUUUGUUGUAAAGUAUUCGAUGUACAUUACAGAGAUACAAGUGCAUUGUGUAUAUUACACGGGCGCCACUGUGUCCAGUCUUCAGUGGCUCUUAACAUUGUUUUACCAUCAAAUAAAAAAAAAACGACAAACUCUGGAAAGAUUACAGACGUCUUUCCACGCUAAGUAUGUUUUAACAUCAAGAAGGACAUAUUUAGAAGUAUUGUUUGUUCUGAUAAUGUGAACUUGUUAGUGGAAACUAAACAGACAUUUUAAGCAUUUUGAGACAGUAACAGAAUAUCAUUCCAUACUC
This is a messenger RNA of Scleropages formosus (Asian bonytongue), 5174 nucleotides long. Its product is annotated as catenin delta-2-like. Gene Ontology annotation, cellular component: postsynaptic density; nucleus; cytoplasm. The record is from RefSeq and is a predicted model, not a curated record. The coding region runs from base 372 to 3977 and encodes 1201 amino acids. NCBI's taxonomy places the organism in Eukaryota, Metazoa, Chordata, Actinopteri, Osteoglossiformes, Osteoglossidae. Gene Ontology annotation, molecular function: protein binding. The transcript is spliced from 22 exons. Gene Ontology annotation, biological process: dendritic spine morphogenesis; cell-cell adhesion.